AUGGAUCAUACUCUGAACACAUCGAACCUUCCCGAAACAUUCGCGGGUGAUUUGCAGUCGGCAGAACAAACCUAUUUCACGAGCGAACGAGAGCAGAUAUACUCAAGUGACUCUGACAGCGAUGAAGAUGAAUUGGUUGCGGAGGAACCGGACACCAAUAUCGAGUUGGACCCCGAGAUGCAAUGGAGGGAGUGUGAUGUCAAUGAGCGCCAAAAAGUGGAAUCAUUUUUGGCAAAGGGCUGCGGAUGCAGUUUGAAUGUCAGUAACAAUGGAUACUGCAGCAAUAAUUUUUCUCUGGAAAACGUGCUGGAACAUAGACAAAUUUGUCUUGAAAUGGCCAACUCUGAAUUAGACAUGGUGAUACUUGCGCAGUUUGACGCAUGCACCAAAAGAGACGAACUGUCUUUGUCCAGUCGGAAAACAAGACAAAGGAGAAGGAUGCGAACAAACUUCACUUUUCAAGGUAGGGUGAAAACAAUGUUACGAAUGUAGCUUAUGGAAGAUGAGAGUUUGUAACAACUUCAGUUCAGCUAUGUCUGUCCGCUAAUUUAUUUGAAAAUUGACCGCUUUUAGCCCGUCUUUGCCAGUUAUGGAAUGUUUUUUUGGAAAAAUGCAGUGUCCGUGUUCGUUAAGUUGCCUCUUUUUCAUUCUUUCUCUAGGUUUUCCGAUUUGCAAGGACUUCUUUUUAAUCGUAUAUGGAAUUGGAAAGAAACGCUUGGAAAACCUCCAGAAGCAUUACAAGAAAAACGGAAUUCUUCCUCGUGUUCAUGGCAACAAAGGAAGACUUCCCAUUAGAGUCUGUUCAUUGGAAACCCUAAAACGUGUUGUAUCGUUCCUUGAUAAUUACGCAGAAGAACACGCUGUCGCACUCCCAGGUAGAGUUCCAGGAUUCAAACGUACAGACGUAAGAUUGUUACCAUCAUCCAACACUAAAGCAAGCAUACAUAGAGUAUACGAACAAGCCGCGGCGAGUGCAGGAGUUACUGCUGUCUCAUAUCCCAAAUUUGUAGAAAUGUGGAACAAACUUCGCCCCCAAAUGAGAAUUACGAAGCCUAUGACUGACUUGUGCCACACGUGUCAAAAGAAUAACACAAGUAUUUACCGGUCAGCUAAUUUACCAGAUGAUGAGAAAAGUGAAGUUGUGCGUAAACAAGAAAAGCACCUACUGGACGCAGAACGGGAGAGAAGUUUGUACAAAAAUGCAUGCAAUGAAAGCAAAGACAGCAUUGCCAAAAUACUACACGAGAUUGAUUUUAAUUCAACACGACAGCCCUGUUCAUUUAAUGGUAAAGUGCACUAUUCAUUUGAUUAUGCACAGCAAGUACAUUUACCCUCAAAUCCAAUGCAGCCAGGUCCCAUUUAUUUCAAAGUUCCACGGAAAGUGGGAAUUUUUGGCAUUUGCUGUGAAUCAUUGCCAAGACAAGUUAAUUUUCUUAUUGACGAGGCUGGCAAUAUGGGAAAGGGUGCAAAUGCGACCAUAAGCUAUCUUCACUAUUUUUUUGCAAACCAUGGCUUGGGUGAAACAGAAGUGCUCCUUCACGCAGACAACUGUUGUGGCCAGAACAAAAAUUCGUACGUACUUUGGUAUCUCGCAUGGAGAGUAAUGGUUGGACUUCACCAAUGUUGCACUUAUAGCUUUCUCAUUGUUGGACAUACAAAAUUUGCAUGUGACUGGUGUUUCGGGCUUUUAAAGCAAAGCUUUCGGAAAUCCUUUGUCUCCUCGCUGUACGAAUUAGCAACUGUAGUAGACACAUCAACUGUCAGGGGGGUUAAUGUUACACAGCUGUGCUCUUUGCAUGAUGGUUCAACCAUUGUUCCAGUCUAUGACUGGGUCUCCUUUUUGUCGCCUUAUUUUAAAAAGUUUCCAAACAUCAAGAAAUAUCAUCAUUUUCAAUUCAAGCAAGCAAUGCCAGGUGUUCUAAUGUAUAGGGAGUUUUCAGAUGGAACCGAUGAACGUUUUAGUCUAUUACGUAAAGAAGAUACCCUUCCGCCCAGCAUCCCUCCUGCUCCCUUACAGCCCAAAGGUUUGGAUCAGCAAAGGAAACAAUACCUCUAUACUGAAAUUCGACAGUUUUGCAAAGAAGGCACAGAGGAUCUUAUUGCUCCCAAACCGUAG
Molecule: messenger RNA, 2116 nt
Organism: Porites lobata
Lineage: Eukaryota; Metazoa; Cnidaria; Anthozoa; Scleractinia; Poritidae
Source: the annotation of a GenBank genome assembly